AAUCGCACUGCUAUGAACUCUCUCCUUCCGCUACAAUCACCGUCCCGUGCCGUUUUGUGAUCGCCCCGCCCCGAUGCUUCACAGCCUCCGCCCGCGGCCCUCCCUCGAUGAUGCCGCCGCCUCCUCCUCCUCCUCCAUGAGAUCCAAGCGCCCUGGCCGCGAGCCUUCAUCCUCCUCCUCCACCGUCGCCGGCGCCGCCACGCCCCCCUCCGACCUCGACGACGGCCGCGCAGCCAAGAAGCUCCUCCAGCAACCGGAGGCCGAACCUCCAGCCACCGUCGCUGCCGCUUCCGCCGAGGAGUCGGCCUCGGACGGCGGCUCCCUUGGCGAGGAAUCCCGCGGACUCCGCCUCCUCGGCCUCCUUCUCCGCUGCGCCGAGGCGGUCGCCGCCGACCAGCUCUCCGAGGCCCACGACCUCCUGCCCGAGAUCUCCGAGCUCGCCUCCCCUUUCGGCUCCUCCCCCGAGCGCGUAGCUGCCUACUUCGCCGACGCCCUCCGCGCUCGCAUCGUCAGUUCCGUCCUUAGCGCUUACUCCCCGCUCGCUGCCACAGCCGCCGAUGCCGCCGCCGCCACGCAGCGCCGCAUCUCGCAAGCCUUCAACUACUACAACGCCAUCUCUCCCCUCGUCAAGUUCUCCCACUUCACCGCCAACCAGGCCAUCUUCGAAGCCCUCGACGGCGAGGACAGCGUCCACGUCAUCGACCUCGAUAUUAUGCAGGGACUCCAGUGGCCGGGCCUCUUCCACAUCCUCGCCUCCCGAUCAGACGUCAAGCUCCGUUCCCUUCGCCUCACGGGCGUUGGAUCCUCCAUCGAGCUCCUUGAGGCCACCGGCCGCCGACUCUCCGAUUUCGCCGAGGCGCUUGGCCUUCCCUUCGAGUUCCGCCCCUUGGAGGGUAAGAUCGGUCACCUCGCCAAUUCAGCCGCCCUCCUCGCCCCCCGCCACCACCGCGAGGCCACCGUCGUCCACUGGAUGCACCACUGCCUCUACGAUGUGACCGGCUCCGACACCGCCACGGUUCACUUCCUCAAGCAGCUCCGCCCCAAGCUCAUCACCAUCGUCGAGCAGGACCUCUGCCACCGCGGCGGCUUCCUCGGCCGCUUCGUCGAGGCGCUGCAUUACUACUCGGCCCUCUUCGACGCCCUCGGAGACGGAACGGCUCCGGAGAGCGCCGAGCGACACGCCGUAGAGCGCCAGCUACUCGCGCUCGAGAUCCGCAACAUCGUAGCGGUGGGCGGCCCAAAGAGGACAGGCGAGGUGAAGGUGGAGCGGUGGGGCGACGAACUAAGCAAAGUCGGCUUCCGCCGCGCGUCCCUCGCCGGCAGCCCAGCCGCCCAAGCCAACCUCCUCCUCGGCAUGUAUCCAUGGAAAGGCUACACCCUCAUCGAGGAGAACGGCUGCUUGAAGCUCGGCUGGAAGGACCUCUCUCUGCUCACCGCCUCCGCCUGGCAGCCGCCCAACAACCUCAAAGAAAACGAAAAAAUCCAACACAUCUCAUAAAGAGAGAGAGAGAGA
This is a messenger RNA of Zingiber officinale, 1513 nucleotides long. Its product is annotated as scarecrow-like protein 23. The transcript has a single exon. Gene Ontology annotation, biological process: leaf development; regulation of DNA-templated transcription; bundle sheath cell fate specification. Gene Ontology annotation, molecular function: DNA-binding transcription factor activity; sequence-specific DNA binding. Bases 74 to 1498 code for a protein of 474 amino acids. Lineage: Eukaryota; Viridiplantae; Streptophyta; Magnoliopsida; Zingiberales; Zingiberaceae. Gene Ontology annotation, cellular component: nucleus. The record is from RefSeq and is a predicted model, not a curated record.